AUGUCAAUCGUGCGCUUGAAGUCCUGUGAUGGGAAAAUUUGUUCAAUUGAGAUUGCUGCUGCAAGACGUUCGGAGACUAUUUCGAACCUUUUGGACGCUGGAAAGCUACAUAUUGGUGAUACCCUAACGCUUCCGAAUACUAAUGCUCGAUUAUUGGAAAAAAUCAUAACUUGGAUUAAUCGCUAUCAUAAGAUAACUUACGAUAAGAACUCUGAUCAAGCAUGGCGACAGGAAUACUUUCAUGUCAACUUGAAUUUUUUGUCUUCAAUCAGAAAUGUCGCCAACUCUCUGAAAAUUUCAGAUUUGAUCAUUGAAGCCGAAAAUGCAAUCAAUUCUCUGUUAACAUUUUUGGGAAAAUAA
This is a messenger RNA of Teleopsis dalmanni, 360 nucleotides long. RefSeq names its product S-phase kinase-associated protein 1-like. Lineage: Eukaryota; Metazoa; Arthropoda; Insecta; Diptera; Diopsidae. The coding region runs from base 1 to 360 and encodes 119 amino acids. The transcript has a single exon. Gene Ontology annotation, biological process: SCF-dependent proteasomal ubiquitin-dependent protein catabolic process. Gene Ontology annotation, molecular function: cullin family protein binding. The record is from RefSeq and is a predicted model, not a curated record. Gene Ontology annotation, cellular component: cytoplasm; nucleus.